UUGAUAGUAACAAAUAUGGCGUACUAAGUCGAAAAUAAGAACUCCAUUUUCGGAGUUCAAAACGACAUUUACACCCUUUUCGUUCCCAUUUGUUAACAUUCAACAUGUCAUCGAAGCCAAGAAAAUCAGUCUAUUCUCCGCAACCUGCUCUGGCAAAUGGAAUGAAGGGAAACCUCAUCCUAAAAAGUAGCCCAUUUGCCCCCACACAGAACAGUCUCAACUCUCAGUACCUGGUCCUAGAUCACAUGAAUGCUCACUACAGGAAAGUUAAUACUGCAAAAAGUGCUAUUGACAUGUCAGUUCCAAAGGCUUGGCUUGUCAGUCAGAAAGUCCGUGACCAGAACAGACGUGCACAGCAACAGAAAUCUAAGAGUCGUCCUCCAUCAGGUGCCAAGUCUGUGCCAAGUGCACAAAUACAGGAUGAUGAAGAUGAGGAUGAUUUUGACCCAGAAAUAGGCACAUCGCGAGAAGAAAUGGCUUUAAUUAAGAACUUAAUACAUGAAACACAACAAGAAAAAGAGGAGGAGGAGGCUAGAAUGUAUGCAAAGAACAACGGGGAAGAUUAUGACCCUUACCAAAACAGGAGACGUCCCACAGCAAGUGAUAUGCAGCUCUUAGACCGAAUGAUCAAGGAUUCAAGACAAUCCCCAAGCUCAUACAAAAGCCCACGUCCCAUGGCCUCAAAUAUCCCUGACUCCAGGGAGGGAAGUAUCAGCCAAACCCAGGGGGGAACCCCUAGGAGAAAACAAGGGGGAGACCUUCUAGAUACCAGGGGACAUAAAUUUACUGAGCCACAGAAACCUUUUACCCCAAGGACUCUCAAGUCAACUAAGUCGUCAAAGCUGACUCAGUACAAGUUUUACAACCCACCACCUAAGAAACAGGUACACAAGAGAAGGGGUAUCGACCCUUCAGUUCGAGGAGAGACACCCACUGACACAUAUGAUUUGAUGGAUGAGACUUUGCAAAGCCGGGAUUUCUCUAGACUCAGGCAGUCGGGAACUGUGCCUCCACUGGACAUCUCACUCGACGCUGACCACAUGAAGUGGUUAAAGGAACAGGAGAAGAAAGCUCAAGUCAGAGCUGGAAGCCAUGUGCAGCAUGAACUGGAGCUAGAUCACCAGCGGGGGUCACUCAUGCAGGCCCAUGGAGGCCCAAGAAAAGACAGAAGUAACAGCUACUUGGACAUGACUGGCAAGCAUCAGCAACAAGACAGCAUGUCAGGGUCAAGAAAAUAUUUGAGCCGCUCAAACACAAGUACAAUGCAACGAGUUAAAGAUGAGGAGGAUGAACUAAAAUAUCUGGAGUUUAUUAAAGAAGUUACCAACGAUGUUCUGGAAAGAGGGAUUUUUACAAAUAGGGUGCUUAAGCAGGUGUUUGAACACCACAUCGAAAAAAGAAAACAAGAUUUGAAAAUAAGCCGAAUGCGUGCCUUGGUGGACACUCUAAGGGAAGACCUUGGAAUUCCUGAAGACGAUGGCAGUUUAGACACAGAUGAUGUGGGCAUGGGGACCACCACGUCUGUGCCGCCUCUUGUCAAACCCAGGUCUGCUACACUCAGCAAUAACCACAGUGCUAACUACGAAGAUGAAUUCGACAAAGAUUAUCUCAAACUGGCAACGAGGCUUCAACUUGAGGGAGGCUUGGAUGGAUCUUCGAGUUUUAACUCGCAGAAAAAUUACGAAAAUAAUGUGAACAAUAACAAUACAGGACAUGGAAAAUUUGAAUACAAAGGGAUGAAUGGUGGUGGUGGUGGUGGCCAUGGAAAAGAAAACGGUGAUUUAGGUUGGGUGAAUGGUAAUACAGUGGAUGUGAACAAAAAUACAUACUUGACAGAAGUCGAAGAGGAUGGCAGUGGGAGCACCCUUCUAAACAUGAAAGGGACCUAUGACAGGCUAGAGCCAGUGUCAGAGGAAGUGACUCCAGAGUUGACGCCCAAAGCACCACCUCGGCGAUCUCUCCACGCCAUGUCAUCAGCACUGAGUGAAGAAAAGGAGGUUAGACAUCUGUCAUCUGUUGAAGACGAUGACAAACCCAAGCCCAGCCCUAGACCACGACCUAGAUUACAACAAAAAAAGACCAUAGAGGAGACAGAUGAUGAUGACAUAACAGAAACCAAGACGGUUACAACGGAAAAUGAAGAAUCCACAGAAUUAAAGCAAAAAAAGACCUCAGAGGAGGCAGAUAAUGAUGAUGAUGAUGACGGCUUAACAAAAACCAAAGCACUUACACUGAAAAAUCAAAAAUCCACUGACGUAGAGGACAAAGAGGAAGAACCAUUGGAUUCUGAUGAACUUUUAAGACAAGUCUCAGACAAGCUAAGUGAGUUGAAAAGUGAUGAUGAUGAUGCAAAAAGCAACAUUGAUGAUAGCAAUAGCAAGAAAAAUGGUGCUCUUAGCAGGCAGAGUUCAGUUGAUUUGUCAGAAAAACUCAACAAAGAUAAAACUGUUGAUAAAGAGGGUUCUACUAACCCAGAAAACAAAGAGGCAGAGACUUCUAGAAAUGAUGAGAAUGCUGCUGCUGCCUCAACUAGAAAAGACAACGACAUAGAUAUUACGUCAGAUUUUGAGUAUAGUGAAGAUGAAGAUCAAAAAGAUGAUGCUGGUAAUGAUGAAAAUGGUGGAAAAUCUACAGCAAGAUCAGAUGAUGAUGACUUUUAAGAUCUGUAAUAUCAAUUUGUACUGUCCAGAUAUGUAUUUCUGAAAAUGUUACCGAAAUGUCACUGUAUUUUGUUCUGUCAUUGACAUUUGCUCAGACCAUUUUAAUCUUGUGCAUGAUUGCACAGCUGUGCUACUAUUGUUAUAGCUUUCCUGUUAAUUAUAAAUUACUGUAGCUUUAAGUAUAGUAUUUCAAUAUGAUACAUGGUAAGUUCUGUGAUAUGCUUAAAGAGGAAUAUAUUUAUAUACACUGGUACAUUCAUAUCAUCAUUUUGUUAUUCAUAUUGUUUUUUAAGCAAAUUUUUUAUAUAAAGCCAUAAAAAGCCAGGUUCAUUUUUCUUGUACAGCUCAUUUUUUAGUGCAAGAAACAUCCGUCCACAAUGUUAUAGACCUAAAUGCAAAUAUAUACUUCAAGUUUGUCAUUAUUUGUUGCAUUUUUGUCAUUGGUGUCCCUUUUUGUCAAAGAGAAAAAACAAAUUCAGUAUUUAUUUAUUUCUUUGGCAUUUGUGUAACCAUCCAAAGUGAUAUUUUUUAAAAUCUCUAUCAUUGUCACCAGAAAGUAUGUUUAAUAGCAGUUCCUAUGUUACUUUGUCACAUUUGAAAAUGGGUUUUCUAUUAUCAUCUAUUGAUUUCAAAAAAAUUUUAUAAGGGGUAAAUCGGAAACACUACUGUGGAUAAAUAAUGCUAUGUAUUUUGAUAGAACCAAAAAGACUUCAAAAAGUUCACUUUAUGGGUUGCUUUCUCUGGUUUUAAAACUAGUCCUCUGCCUCACUGAUAAUAGGAAAUUUCAAGUACAUUUUAUAGCUUAAAAUUACCAUUUUCAAAUAUCACCGAUUCUCAGCAUCUGUCAUUUAUUUUAACUAGCUUAAUUUUAGUUUUCUAACAAUUGUACAUGUAUUACUGCAUUGAAUUUGAUAUAUAGGUUAGUAUAAUAGAAUUUGAAUUUGGUAACAAAGUAAUUCAAAGCAAUAUACUGUAAGUCAACACCUUUGUACUAAUAAAAGCCGUGAUGUCAAUCAAUACUUACAGGAAAACGUCUCAUUGAUGAUAAAGUCUACUUAUUUUAAACAUGCAUCCUGGGUUCUUUUGUCACAUAGAUAUGAAUUGUUUCUUCUGGAUGUAUUUGCUCCUUGUCUGGUCUUCACAAAUACAUGACAUGAGAGAGUAACAUUUGGUGAUAAACUGGUCAUAUUCAAUUUAAUACACAGAAAGGAGCUUUUUUUCCAAGUUAUACAGGGGAUGGUUACAUAGCAAAACAAAAGAAAAGCUGUGCGAGUUUUGAUGCUUUCGAUGACUUUGUGCUCGCUGUGACCUAAUACUGUAAAGUCACCAAAUUGUAGCCAAUGGUUUAAAAAGCCUGCAAUUGCGAA
Molecule: messenger RNA, 4027 nt
Organism: Lingula anatina
Lineage: Eukaryota; Metazoa; Brachiopoda; Lingulata; Lingulida; Lingulidae
Product: spermatogenesis-associated protein 7-like
Biological process (GO): microtubule cytoskeleton organization
Cellular component (GO): ciliary basal body; axoneme
Source: RefSeq, a predicted model, not a curated record